Molecule: messenger RNA, 3503 nt
Organism: Pelobates fuscus (common spadefoot toad)
Lineage: Eukaryota; Metazoa; Chordata; Amphibia; Anura; Pelobatidae
Gene: EXOC6B
Product: exocyst complex component 6B
Exons: 23
Coding region: 38-2470 (810 amino acids)
Biological process (GO): exocytosis; Golgi to plasma membrane transport; intracellular protein transport
Cellular component (GO): exocyst; membrane
Source: RefSeq, a predicted model, not a curated record
CGGAGUGGGCGGGGCGGUUGCAGGGAGUCCCACUGACAUGGCGGAGCUGGAUACAGCGGCUGAACAUGAACGGAUUCUACGGGAGAUCGAGAGCACCGAGACCGCCUGCAUCGGACCCACCCUGCGGUCUGUAUAUGAUGGAGCGGAACAUGGACACUUUAUGGAUCAACUGGAAUUGCGUAUCAGAAACCAUGACCGCGAGAUUGAAAAGAUGUGUAACUUCCACUACCAGGGCUUCGUAGACUCUAUCAAUGAGCUGCUUAAAGUGAGAGGAGAGGCAGAAAAACUGAAGAACCAAGUGACUGACACUAACCGGAGACUGCAGCAUGAUGGAUCUGAGUUGUUAUCUUCCAUGAAAGAACUAAGGCAGUGUAGAAUUCAGCAGAGGAAUAUUACGGCCACUGUGGAGAAGUUGAAUUUGUGUCUGCCCGUUUUAGAGAUGUACAGCAAAUUGCGAGUGCAGAUGAAGACUAAAAGACAUUACCCGGCUCUGAAGACUUUGGAGCAGCUUGAACAUACAUACUUACCCCAGGUCAGCCACUACCGCUUUUGUCAGGCCAUGGUAGACAAUAUCCCCAAACUUCGUGAGGAGAUCAGGGAAGUGUCCAUGUCUGAUCUGAAGGACUUCCUGGAGAGUAUCCGCAAGCACUCAGAGAGGAUUGGAGAAACGGCCAUGAAACAGGCACAGCAGCAGAGAACAUUGGACAACAUCCUGUCUCUUCAAACCAAGUGUGGCCUUGGAAGGAAAUACAAGAAGGACAAGUGUCUUAGUCCAGAGGUGAAUGGCACAAGCCCCAUGUCUGAGCAGGAUUCAGGAAUCCUCGAUAUCGAAGAUGAUGAAGAUGAGGAGGCACCGGGCACUCAGGAUUUGGUGGACUUUUCUCCGGUCUAUCGCUGCUUGCAUAUCUACACUGUGCUGGGCUCACGAGAGGUCUUUGAGAAUUAUUACAGGAAACAGAGAAGAAAGCAAGCCAGGCUGGUCUUACAACCAUCAUCCAACAUGCAUGAAACGUUAGAUGGAUACAGAAAGUAUUUCCAUCAGAUAGUUGGUUUUUUUGUGGUAGAAGAUCAUAUUCUCCAUACAGCGUUUGGCUUAGUGAAUAGAGCCUACAUUGAUGAGCUGUGGGAUUUGGCGUUAUCCAAAACCAUGGCAGCUCUUCGGACACAUUCGUCGUACUGCUCUGAUCCCAAUUUGAUGUUAGACUUGAAGAAUCUGAUUGUGCAUUUUGCUGACACACUCCAGGGUUAUGGCUUCCCCGUGAACCAACUUUUCGACAUGCUGCUUGAAAUCCGAGACCAGUACAGCGAGAUCCUGCUGAAGAAGUGGGCCCAGGUCUUCAGGAAUAUUCUUGAUGGUGAUAACUACAGCCCGAUUCCUGUGAAUGAUGAGGAAAUGUACAGGAAGAUUUUGGGACAGUUCCCAUUCCAGGACUCAGACUUGGAAAAGCAACCCUUUCCCAAAAAGUUCCCAUUUUCUGAAUUUGUGCCUAAAGUCUACAGUCAGAUCAAGGAGUUUAUCUACGCCUGCCUGAAAUUUUCUGAAGACUUGCAUUUAAGUUCCACCGAAGUCGAUGACAUGAUUCGAAAGUCCACAAAUUUGCUGCUCACUCGGACACUAAGCAACUGUCUGCAGAACGUCAUCAAAAGGAAGAAUGUAGGCCUGACUGAGCUUGUACAGAUCAUCAUCAAUACAUCACACCUGGAGGUCUCCUGUAAGUUCCUAGAAGAGUUUAUUACCAAUAUAACCAAUGUUCUGCCAGACACCGUACACACUUCAAAACUCUACGGCUUGACCACGUUCAAGGACGCCCGGCAAGCAGCAGAGGAAGAGAUUUACACCAACCUCAAUCAGAAAAUUGAUCAGUUCCUACAGCUGGCCGAUUAUGAUUGGAUGUCUUCAGAAUCAAGCGGUCAGGCCAGUGACUACUUGGUGGACCUGGUUGCUUUCCUGAACAACACGUUUGCGGUCUUCACCCACUUGCCUGCUCCAUCUGACACUCACUCCAGAAUGCCGGGGAAGGUAGCCCAAACCGCCUGCAUGUCUGCCUGCAAACACCUCUCCACGUCCUUAACACAACUACUGCUGGAAGCUGAAGUGAAACAGAUCACUCUGGGUGCCUUGCAGCAGUUUAAUCUGGAUGUAAAGGAGUGUGAACGGUUUGCCAGAUCCGGACCAGUGCCUGGGUUCCAAGGAGAGACUCUGCAGUUGGCCUUCAUCGACUUAAGACAACUAUUAGAUCUGUUCAUCAAGUGGGACUGGUCCACGUACCUUGCUGAUUAUGGACAGCCUACAUGCAAGUAUCUGAGAGUCAACCCCACCACAGCACUCACCUUGCUAGAAAAGAUGAAAGACCCCAGUCGGAAAAACAAUGUUUUCGCUCAGUUUAGAAAGAAUGAGAGAGACAAGCAGAAGCUGAUUGAAACUGUGGCCAAACAACUUCGAGGCCUCAUUAACACCCACCAUUCAUGAGACCCACAACACCGUCCUUACUUAGAGCCUUCAGGAUGGCGCUGGUCAUUGUACACUGAAUGGACCAGAGUUCCCUCCGCCUGGCUUUUGUACUAUUGUAUCUCUUUUCAAAGGGCAAAUGACUACAGUACCUAACAGUGUAUAAAAUGUAUAACAAACUACUUUUGGGGUACUCUGGCUUAGGCUCAAUGCUUCUUCCUACAAUGCAUAUGGCUCCAGGAAAAGAAGGGGUAGCAAUGUUUGUUUUCAUGCUUUUGCCAGGUGUUGGGUGAUUGGUUUCUAUUGCACUGAUUUUGCCAAUUUUUGUGCCAUGUAUGUUAGAAAUCUUAAUUUUAUCUGUUCAAUUAGAGUUACUGUGUUACAGUUACUGACAUAGAAAGCCUGAAUUGUUCACGUUGGGUAACACUAGGGAAGACGUGUUCCUUUUUUUUCCUCUCUUUCUAUUCUUGUCAUUUAAAAAAAAAAAAAAAAAAAGGAAAGGAUACACUAAACUGUUGGCUUUCAUAUUUCUGUCAUUAUAUGUUUAAUAGAUGUUUUGCAGCUGACUAUAAGGAAAAAUAAAAGGGCAAACGGAAUUAAUAAUACUGAAAAACUGACAUAUUUUGUCAAUAUAUAUAUAUAACCCCCCUUCCUCUUGAAGGAAGGACUACAGGACUUUAUUACCAUGCUAUAGAAACCUCAACAAGGAAAUUAUUAUUACUCCCCAAAUUAUCUUCUCUGCCGGGUAGACAAUGUACUUGAGGGUGAAAUUAGGCCUUCCGUCCUGUGCACCCUCUCCACACAUAGGAAUAUCUGUAAACUGGUUCUAGGAGUGACCCAGACAAUCCUUGUUUAUCCGAAAAGCACAAGCUAAGAGUGUAGGAUUGCAAUUUUAUUGUAGGAUUGCGAUUUUUUUUUUAUUUAUUUUUUAUCAUUACACUCCCUUUAAUGUCACUAUUUGCUGGUUCUUUUUAAUACAACUAAUCAAAGUCUUCCAAAUAACCGUUAUCUUCUAGAAGAGUGUUUCCUACAGGAAUUAAACUACAUUUUGCCA